GGCCUGUCCCCGGCCAGUCCCCACUCCGGGCAGCCUGGCUUUAUGACUUCACAGGCUGAAGUCAUGUAGGGGGACAAUGCUGGGUGUUCCACACCUCCAAGUGCAGGCCCAGACCGGCCAGACGGCUUCCCACAGUGCAAACGAGGACAAUGCCUGCUGGCCCAGGUUGGGAGGGGAUGUAGAGGGCAGUGGCGCCAGACGCUCCUGGCACCAUGGAUGAUGCCGCAGUCCUAAGGAAGAAGGGUUACAUCGUGGGCAUCAACCUGGGCAAGGGCUCAUACGCAAAAGUCAAAUCCGCCUACUCCGAGCGCCUCAAGUUCAACGUGGCCGUCAAGAUCAUCGACCGCAAGAAGACUCCCAUGGACUUUGUGGAGAGAUUUCUUCCCCGGGAGAUGGACAUCCUGGCGACCGUCAACCACCGCUCCAUCAUCAAGACCUACGAGAUCUUUGAGACCUGCGACGGCCGUAUCUACAUCAUCAUGGAGCUCGGAGUUCAGGGCGACCUACUCGAGUUCAUCAAGUGCCGGGGGGCCCUGCACGAGGACGUGGCACGCAAGAUGUUCUGGCAGCUGUCCUCAGCCGUCAAGUACUGCCACAACCUGGACGUCGUCCACCGAGACCUCAAGUGUGAGAACCUUCUCCUUGACAAGGACUUCAACAUCAAGCUGUCAGACUUCGGCUUCUCCAAGCGCUGCCUGCGGGACAGCAGUGGGCGCAUCAUCCUCAGCAAGACCUUCUGUGGGUCGGCGGCGUACGCGGCCCCCGAGGUGUUGCAGGGCAUCCCCUACCAGCCCAAGGUGUAUGACAUCUGGAGCCUGGGCGUGAUCCUCUACAUCAUGGUCUGUGGCUCCAUGCCCUAUGAUGACUCGGACAUCAAGAAGAUGCUGCGCAUCCAGAAGGAGCAUCGCGUCAACUUCCCGUGCUCCAAGAACCUGACAGGCGAGUGCAAGGACCUUAUCUACCGCAUCCUGCAGCCGGACGUCAACCGGCGGCUGCGCAUCGACGAGAUCCUCAGCCACUCAUGGCUGCAGUCCCCCAAGCCCAAAACCGUGUCUUUGGCCUCCUUCAAGAGGGAGGGUGAAGGCAAGUACCGGGCUGAAUGCAAACUGGACACCCAGCUGGGCUCGCGGCCCGAGCACUGGCCUGAGCACCAGCCCAACCACAAGCUGGGGGCCAAGACCCAGCACCAGCUGCUGGUGGUGCCCGAGAACGUGGACAGGAUGGAGGACCGGCUGGCUGAGACCUCCAGGGCGAAGGACCAUCACCACGUCUCCGGAGCCGAGGUGGGGAAGGCGAGCACCUAGCGGUGCGGAGGGCCUGGGGGGCAUGGCGUGGUGAGCACCCUGUAAGCUAAGUAGGAGGUAGAAGCUGAAGAAGGCACAGGUGCAAGAACGAGUAAAAUCCGUCAAUUAAACCAUUAUUUUGAUUAC
Messenger RNA from Orcinus orca (killer whale), 1430 nucleotides. RefSeq names its product testis specific serine kinase 2 (gene TSSK2). The record is from RefSeq and is a predicted model, not a curated record. Gene Ontology annotation, molecular function: ATP binding; protein serine/threonine kinase activity. Lineage: Eukaryota; Metazoa; Chordata; Mammalia; Artiodactyla; Delphinidae. Gene Ontology annotation, biological process: intracellular signal transduction; cellular response to glucose starvation; protein phosphorylation.